UCCUUAUUUUUUCCACUUUUUUGUGGUAAGAUCACAAGACAGCCACCAUUCCAUUUCAAUGGUCAGUUGACUGCAAACUGAAUAAACUGUAACUUUACCUACUAGCUGAUAUGGGUAGGACUUGUAUAUACCCUGCUGUGCUUCUGUGCUUGAGCAUGGCCAGUCUUGUUCUGGGUCUGCUGCAUGGAUCCCCUCCCUUCACCUUCUCUCACGAGCCUUUCCUCACGGUGUGGAACGCGCCCACGGCCCUCUGUAAGUCUCGCUUUGGUGUCGACCUGGACCUGAGCGUGUUCAACAUUGUCCACAACCAAAAUCAAAGCUUCAUGGGAGCCAACAUGACCAUCUUUUACAAGGACAAACUGGGAAGGUACCCGCGCUAUGCAUACAACCAGGCUGUCUUUGGUGGGGUGCCUCAGAACUCCAGUCUGAGCGAACACCUCAGAGCUGCUGCUGAGGACAUCAGGGCUAGCCUUCCAAACAGGGACUUCCAGGGGCUGGCAGUGGUGGACUGGGAGGACUGGAGGCCACUGUGGGAGCGGAACUGGGACACGAAGGCCGUGUACUGGGAGGCUUCCAGAGUGCUGGUGAGGGCCAAGCACCCAGACUGGAGCCCCGCCCAGGUGGAGGUGGUGGCCCGUAAGGAGUUUGAGGCGGCAGGAUGGAAGUACAUGGAGGAAACUCUGAGGCUGGGACAGAAGGCUAGGCCACAAGGACAGUGGGGCUUUUAUGGUUUUCCCCAAUGUUAUAAUUACUAUAAAAACUCGACCAACUACACAGGCGAGUGUCCUCCUUUGGAGAUCAAGAGGAACGAUGAGUUGUUCUGGCUUUGGAAUGCUUCCUCCACCCUCUACCCAGACAUGUACCUGGACUUGAACAUGCGUGGGCUUGGCAAGGAGAUCCUCUUUUACACCAAACAUCGGGUGCUGGAGGCCAUGAGGGUCGGGGCGCAGGUCACUCCCAGAGCCCCGGCUGUGAUCGUUUACGCUCGCAUCGUUUACACCUUCUCCCUGGACUUCCUCUCUCAGGAAGACCUGGUCCACACGAUAGGAGAGGGGGCGGCCCUGGGAGCUGCAGGGGUGGUGCUGUGGGGAGACUCCAUGUAUGCCAAAUCUCAGGCAUCUUGUGAGGCAGUGAAGGCCUACGUCGAUGAAACCCUCGGCCAUUACCUGGUGAACGUGACCUCUGCAGCCACACUGUGCAGCAGGAUAGUGUGCUCCUCUCAGGGGCGAUGCCAGAGGAGAGACCCAAACUCCGGGGCCUACCUCCAUCUGGACCCUGCUGCCUGGACAGUGGUGUCUGUGAAGAGGCCCCAGGGAGGGAAGGAUUACAGGGUCCUGGGGCGACUGAACCGGCCCGAGGCUGUUUACAUGGAGGCCCAGUUUGUGUGCCAGUGUUACCCUGGCUGGGGCGGUGAACACUGUGCCAAAACCUUGCAGAGAUGAGAGACUGUUUUUUCGAAGGGGGAUCCCAUCGGUUACAGCACUGUGUCUGAACAUAUUCCUGUGUGACACUAACCUCAUUGACAAGACUUAACAAAGGGAUGUGUUUCAGCAAACUCUGAGCAGAAGAAGUCCUGUCUUUUUGAGCUUGUUUACUAAUAUUAGCUUUAAGACAUUACAGUUAUUCUGUAUCACCACACCUACACUAUGGGAUUCUUGGAUACCAACUAAACACAUUGCUACCUACUUUUACCAGCCAUUGCCUAUUGAAUGUAUGGUUUUUAGGAUGGCUUUUUACGAUAUGUUUACUCAUUAGUGUUCUGUGCAAUGUUUUUGUGGUAGUGUUAAAUGAAAUACAGUACUGUUCACAUUGAUUCUUGAAGACUUGCUUUGUUUAUGUUUUAACUAAUUCUAAAUAAACAAAACUGUGGUACAGUAUCUGG
Messenger RNA from Hypomesus transpacificus, 1882 nucleotides. RefSeq names its product hyaluronidase 1 (gene hyal1). Lineage: Eukaryota; Metazoa; Chordata; Actinopteri; Osmeriformes; Osmeridae. Gene Ontology annotation, molecular function: hyalurononglucosaminidase activity. Bases 111 to 1442 code for a protein of 443 amino acids. Gene Ontology annotation, biological process: carbohydrate metabolic process; hyaluronan catabolic process. The record is from RefSeq and is a predicted model, not a curated record. The transcript has 4 exons.